CACAGUUUUAAACAACUAAAGCGCCACCGUUGGAGGCGCCACACUUUGCAGCAGAAGCGCCACUUGUCGAGCUGGGCAAGCAGUGUGGCGUGGAUCCCGCCAAUUGGGCGGGACGCUGCAGUCCCAAGUCGAAGCGACGCCACAGGAUAACCAUCGCCACAACGGGGAAUGUCUCCAACGAAAUGGAAACGUACUCCGAUCUUAUCAGGUGGCGACUCCCGAAUUUGGCCUCAGCUAAGAGUCGGUGCAGUCAGCGGAGGUGUCUUCCACGAUCACACAGGCACAGGAAAUCGUGGAUUUGUAUACUGGCGGCUCCCUAUCCUAAGUGGAGCCAUAGAAGCAGCAGCAGCCGAAGAGAGGUGGAUGAGAGCUGCAGUGGCAGCAGCUGUAACAGCUGUGAGGCAGAGGGGGGCUGCAGCUCUCCCUCCUCCUCCUCCUCAGACGACGAGUGGUGGGGCCCCCCUCGCCUCACCCACCCCCACCCCAAUCACACACCCCUAACACCCCUCUACGUCUGUCACUCGGACACCGAAGCAGCCAUGCCCGGUGGAUUCGAGAAUAGUGCUAUGAAAACAUGCUUCUCUCUAUCCUCGCUGCAGCGCUCUAGCAACAGUCUAGAGAGUCCUGAGCACGCCAGGUUGAGAGAAAGGCCAUAUAAUUCGCUCAAGAAGAAAAGCAGGAAUGAUCCGGAUACUGAAACGUGGCAAAGAUCCCCCGGAGCAUGCGCCAAUGAGGAGAACAAGGAUGAAUUCUGGGCAGCUCUCAAGAAUAACUACCAGUACCUGAUGGACAACAACCUCAUAGAGAGCUGCAGGGAAGCUGGGAAGGAAUUGGGAUAUCCAGACACAGACUGGAGCUUCGACAAGUUAACGGAUCAAUUUGUCGAACUCAAUUCCUGGCUCACUUCCAUUCAAGAGACUGUUUACAGUAGAGAAGAGACUGUCGUAGAUCCACUUUUGAAGAGGACGCAAUUUGAAGAGUUACAGCGCAAGUCAUAUAGAAGAAAGCUGUUCAACAAUCAAGGUGAUAGAUUAGUGGCGAGAUUUCCGGAACUGAAGAACGAAGUGGCAUGGCGAAUCGAGCACCUGAAUACCAAAUGGGAGAGACUAGAACAGACUGUAUCACCGCGCACCAAAAUGCAUUCAGCUCACAUGGAUGUUUGUAUCGAUGUGGAGCAUGAGCUGAUGUGCCUGAAGAAAUGGAUCAAACAGACCGACAGGAAGCUGCCAUCAAUCGACUUUCACUCAAAAUGGACGCCUGCCGAACUCAACGAGAAGAGCAAGGAACAUGAGGUUGUCCAGCGCGAUGUGGAAUCACACGCGAAGAUCGUGCGCCGCGUGGUGAAGCUGUGCGAGCGAGUGUCGAGCGACUGCAGCGAUUGCAGCCGCAGCGACUGUAGCGACGCGGCUGUGACGUCAUUUGUGCGUGGACGUCGUCUGGAGCCCACUCAGCUCAUAAAGCACGCGCGAGCGCUCGAACGCCGCUGGGAACACCUCUACCUGCGCUCGCUCGAGUGGCUGUGCCAUAUCGACCAAGUCGCCAGUACUUUACGCAACUCUAGUCCACAAGAAAACGAACUCUUGAACAGUCCUGAAAGUGAUGAAGAACCGGUAUUGAAGCACGCCCGACUCAGCGACCAAUCUCUGGCCUGGUCCAACGAUCCUCAGUGUGAUGAUUUGGUCAUCGAUGAAACAAUGAUUUCGAUGGACUGUUACACAGCCGAUGAGAUAAUGGUCGGACCCCAGGUGAGCAUGGAGUACAGACACCACAGCAACCCGGAAAUCAUGUCCGAGGUUGACAUGUCACUGAUUCCGAAAUCGAGCAACUCGCAAAACGACGACACAGCGAACGAGUCGCCAAAGACUGAGCAACCCUCCAAGCUGCCCCGCAGGCAGAGUGUUCCACUCGAGAACAUCUCGGCGAGGAGACAAUUCCUUGAUGAGACUUCAAGAUUCAACCAAUCGGGCCGACGCGGCAAUAACUGCGCUGUGCUCUACUUCAAACACCCGGACACCGAUUCUGAACACGAGGCAGCCAAGGAGGCGGCAAUGCUCCAAGGCGACGAGAAGGUGGCGACUGAGGAGGGCGGCAACGCCUCCUCUGGGGGCGGCAACCUGAUGUCCUCUUCAGAGGAGGACGAGUGGACAUACCGCUGUGGCGACGAGGCCGAGGCCAACACUUGUGCCAACCUCUCUUCCGAGGGAGGCGCUUCGCUCACUCGGUCCGAUUCGCAGAGGUCGACGGCCACCGCUCAUCACAACACGACACUGCCUCGUACCAUAAGAAGGCUUGUCAACAAGGCUGAAGAACUUGUUCGUGAGGAGGUCGUUUGUGCUUCCCCGGCAAGGAAGGCUAGUCGUUUGUUUGAGCCUCUGCGUUUUGAUGGCUCGUCAAAAAGUAAGAAUUCAAAGGUCAAAGAAUGGCUACGUCUCCAGGCACAGGAUAUUGAUGAUAAGGCGUUGGAAUUAGCUUUUGACGGCAGUGCGUUUUCUUGUCAGGCGGUCGGCGACAGUUGCGACGCGAGCAGCGAGUAUACAACGGGCGACGACGAUUUUGAGCGACACUCGAGCGACGAAUUCAACACCAGCAGCAACGCGACAGCGACCUGCCAUCAGUCGUCCGACGCGCUUGACGGCGGCUCCACCAGCUUCUACAACGACAAGUCGUCUCCAGCCACCAUCGUACCCAACUCGCCUGAACAUACUAAGGUUGUAAUGAGGUUGAAACGGCGCGAAGGCCUGCAGGUGCGACCUUGGAGCCUUUCGGGCAUCCCUCAGCUGCUGAGUAGUGACGCUGCGCAGCUCUCUCACUCGCUCUCCACCUCCGAAUCAGCGCUGCAUCAGCUGCAGAGCAAGAUGGAGAGCACUCUGUCGUCGUCCACUGUCGAGGAGGCGACCGCCGUCUCCUGUCAGCAGGACGGCAGUGGUGGGGGGUAUAGUUCCAACUCGCUGCGACGUCGCAAGCUCAAGUUGAGGAAGAGGAAUGCUGGUCGAAAGAGUGACUCAGGAUCGGACGGAGUUUGUCAGUUGGAACCAGGCUCAGCGCUGAAGAGCACCUCAGUUCUGAGGAGGGUGGUGACCAACAGUGGCACAGAGACUGAGGAGGAGUGCUGUGAGGAGGCCUUGGCAGGAGGCGGGGUAGGAGGAGGAUUGGGGGCAGGACCAGUGGGAGGAAAGGGAGGUGCCCGUGCAGUGAGGAGGAAGCUCAUGGCACUGCCUGCGUUCCGCCUCGGUCCCACACUUGGAGUGGUGACCAAUUUCAGCAGCUCCACUCCCGGGGAUAAGGUGGUUUCGGCCGAUAGCUCGUUCUCUGAGCAGGCUUGGGAUAGUUACCAGGAGAAGUACAUGAGCGAAGCUUACAGCGAAGAGACAGCUGAUCCAGAGACGGCCAGAAGACUUCUGGAUUUCGGAGACGACUACCGCAAUUUCAUCGACAGCCAGUCCGACUGUGCAUCCAGCUUCGGUCGCCCCCUCCAUCGGCGUGGCAGGCUGCCUGCUGAAGAUAGUUCCAUGAUAGAUUCAGACUCGGAUGAAAUGGAUGACAUUAACAGAAUGAUCCAUCAGUCGAGCACCCAGUUCCUUGCGUGUGAGCAGUUCAUCAAUCGAGAAACAUCCAAUCCUUCCCCGCAAUUCGUCAUCAAAACCAAGUUUGAUGAAGUACUUGCAAUCAGUGUGAGAAACGUUGACUGUCUCCGAAAAUUGGUGAAAUUCAUUGAGGAGAGUGAUAACAUCGUGUCCCCACAGGAAUGCAGAGAAAUAAGAUUGUUGAUAGAACGGUGGGAAGCACUAAAGAGCAAGACGGAAGACCUGCAGCGUAUGUGCUCCCUUCAAAUCGAGAUGGCUUCUUACAAAGACAGUUUGUCCGAAAUGAACAAUCGUCUCAAUCAGCUAGAGAAGGACAUUGAUGAUCAGGAUGAAUUGCAGCAACGCAUCAAACUUGUCAAGAAUGAGCUGACAUCUCUGAAAGACAUGAAAGAACAGCUGAUGCAGGUGAAGGAAUCGGUUCACAACUUUUUGUCGGAUACAGGCAACGCUUCUUCCGCCAUCCUCAAGGAGGAAGUGGCUGAUCUAUUACGUCAGUGGGAAGAUGCUUCAAAGAGAGUGAAACAACAGUUGAGCACACUGCAGUCACUGUCGGACGCAUGGCAGCUGUUUGAAGUGCACCUGUCUGAGCUGCAGUUGGCGCUGCGUGGAGACCACAAGACCAUGCUAAUGCUGGACACGGCACUCAACAAGGGGGGCACUGUCUCCUCCGACGUUGCCACGUCUGUGCGCGAUGUUGCCAAAGUGCUAUCCGAGAAACAGGAUGGUUCUAGUGAGGACGGUUUGUUAGCUUCGACCGAUUCGUCGAUAGUGGUGCUCGGGUCGCAGACCAUAGAGGGGGGCUCCUGCUCCGGCUGUGGCUUCGUGUCGGACAGUGGCAUUUCCGACUCGGGUUCCGACCAGGAGAUGAGUGAGAGGGAGAAACGACUGGCUAUGCUGAGGCGGCUGGCCAGGCAACUCGAGGCUGAACUGUCCAAGCAUUGGCCGGGCUCAAAGGCUAUCAACGACUUGAAGAAGCAAAUUUGUACCAUCGAAACAAAGCUUAAGGACCUCCAGCAGACAUGUAGGCAGUUGAUUGUGAGAACGGCCGAGUGUGCUGAGGCUAAGGUUGCUAGGAAAUCUCUUCCAUUAGAUUUCGCCAAUAACACUGUUGAUGUCGCUCCACGAAUUCUUUCCUCCAGGCAAUGUGACAAGAAAGCCUGCUCGAGCGACAACCUUGGCCUAGGAGACCCCGACGACCCAGAGCCCGGAAAACCGAAUUCCUGGCUUUGGCGAGUGAUGCGAGCAGCCCUGCCUUUCCAAAUGGCAAUCAUGGCGAUUUUCUGCAUCGCCUGUCUGCUGGAACCCAACUGCUGUGACAACAUCAACAAUCUCAACCUGUCCUUUUCGCCCCAAUUGCGCUAUUACAAUGGUUCACCACCGGUUUAAACCAGUUCCAACUUCUAGUGUGUGUCGUACACCCGUACCCCUGGACUAUCAAAUGAGAACCGAAUCAUGCAUAUUCAUUGUCAUACUCUUGAGACAACAGUAUGAUAUUAUAUAAUGUCUUCUCUAUAAGAUUGAUUUACAUCGUGUACAACCAUAGAGAUAAGAUAGCAUAUGUGUAUCGCCUUGUAAUUUGCUACAUAAUUACAAAUAAUUUUUUAGAGCAUUUUAUUAAUAGCAUAUUUGUUGUUGUUUUUUGUAAUUACAAAUAAUUAAAAAUUACUUAUGCUAUCUUUCCUCUAUGGUACAAUCGAUUAAACAUCUAAAUCAAAUUAUUCUAUUCUUCAGUUAUUCAUAUUGAAAUACAUAUGAAUGCGAAUUAGUCCAUCAUCAAUAUAAAAAUUGAAUGGUUUAUCAAAUCAAAUUUUAUUCUUCAAUUAUUCGUAUUGAAAUGAAUUCAUAUUGGACCAUCACAAGUGAAGACCAUCAACAAAGUAAAAAUUGAUGAAACUUUCAAAUCAAUUUAUAUUCUUCAAUUAUUCACAUUGAAAGUAAUGCAUAUGGACCACCAUUAUCUUAAUGAGAUUGAAUGAAUAAUGUUUGACCUAUUCUCAUUCCUUUGAACAAGGGUACGGGUGAGAUGUAAAGAACAUGGAAACAUUAUUAUGAUAUUGUAUUUCAUGGAUUGUGUUAUUUAAACGUUGAUUGUAUUCAAUAAAUUGUGUUAAUCGUUUAAUGUAUUUUAGAUGUUCUUCUGAAGCUCUACAAGACUCAGACAUCAUCGGGUUUUUUUGUUUUUUGAAUUGUAAACUAUGGUUUAUGAUUUUUUAUGAUUCUCCAUGAAUUUAGGAAAAUUUGUCAAUUUGUAUUGAUUCAUUCAUAUUGAAUGAUGAUUAUUAUUAUUCUCGUGUCAGUUUUAUGAAACAAACCUUAAAUUGUUUAUUUUUGUUAGAAUUAUCGUAGAUUAUCACAGAACAACUUUGCUUCUGUAGUUGAAGAUUCUUCCAGCGUAAUUUCGCUUUUAUUUAUGUGAUUCUGCUCUGUCACUGCUUCACUUCUUUAUAGUUUUAUCUACUUUAUUUUUUACUAAUAGACUUACAUAAUAUGUUAUUAGUAAAUAAUCGAACAUACUUAACAAUUUGUGUGUACAGUGAUUCGAGCAGAAGAAAAGAUCCAAUCGUCAAAAUAAUUUAAUAAAAACUACGAUUGUAUGAAAAUUUCCCACUUGAUGAUCAUCGGAAUAUUCAUCAAGUGAGUUUUUUUGAACUAUAUAUAUUCUUCCAAAACGAGAAUUUAUUGUGAAUUGCAUUUUCCAUCAUGGGGAGUCCAUCAGGGUGAUUAUAUCUGACUUGAUUAAACAAUUAUUAACAUUUAGCAUAAUGCUCGUCCUCCAUAUCAUGCAAAGAAAGUCAUAAUUUUUUUAAUUUUCCAAAAAUUUUAAAUAUGGAGUCUUUGCAUUGGCGAGGCAUUGACAAAUAUGGGUAAUGAUGGUAAAGGACGGUGAAGAAAGAAGCAUUACAUAAAUACUUUUGUCUUUUCUCAAUUUUAACAUCUAUUAAUGUACUUAGUAAUGUUGAGUGCAAAGAUUUUAACGAAUAUGAUUGACUAGAGUAAUUUAAGUCAUGAAAGCGGAGGUAUUUGUGUGGCUUUAGUGGGGUGUGUCAUUCUUCAUGGAAAGGGAUCGUCGUUAGUUAGUGCCUUCUUUGUCUAUUAUCUAUUACCUUCAAAUAAUGGAGCUUAUGUGAAUAGUUAGUCUUACGGUUUUCAUGGUUUGGAUAUACUAUCACUAAUUUAUGGAUGUAGCAGAGGGAGUCAAUAAUAAUUAUUGUGUAAUUGUUCGGCGGUAGGUCUAAUAAUUAUGAUUGUUCUGUGCAUGCUAUUCAAUGUAAUUUCUAAGAGGUUUUGGUUGAACAUGUUUAAAUGGAUCACCACUAUUUGACGGGUAAUUUGUGCGGGAUUUUUUCUAUCAAUUUCUGAUCUCAUUGACUAUUUUCAAUAUCUUCAUUUCCAGCUAAUUCAAAAUGUUGUUUGCUUAAAGAUGAGAACGUAGCAUUUUGAAUUUGAAUCUAUAUUUUCAGAAAUUCAGAUCGCAUUUUGAGUAUCCUAACAACAUCUAUGAGGUAAUUAUCAUCUCAAGGAUAGAUUAUAUUAAUUGAGGAAACUUAAUUAUUUAGUGAAUCAAAAUAGCAUUCGAUUUGUAUUUGCUUGGUUAUCAAGUUGAUUAUAUAUUUUUCAUACUAUAUUAAACUUGUUCAUAUAAUAAUUUAGAUCAAAAGUGUAGUUUGAAAAUAGAAUAGAUUGAAUAUGUGUAUGUAUGUAUUCGUGUGUGAAUGUAGUUAAAUGAUUUUCCGAAUCAUGAAUGUAUGUGUUAUACUUUUAUUUUGCCUCUAGUUGUAGAUGUUAAUCCUAGUUCUAAGGGCUGAAGAAUUCUGUUCCACUUAUAAGUUUUUACUUCUCUAUUUUAUACUUGAAAUCUUAAUACAUCAGUCUCUCAAUGAUUGUUCAGUAAUAACUCUAUUUAAACAUUUGUGUAAUUGAAGAUUGUUAAAUUCAAUAAUAAUUAUUCAUUAUGAUAAUGUACUUACUGUAUAAUUCUAACGUUGCAAAAUAACAUACGAGUUAUAGAUAGUUUUUUACAAAAGUACUAUAAUAAUUUCAAAGUAAAAAUUCACACUGCCUUAAAAUUGAUAAAAAAUUAAAAAUAUAUAUGAUUAAAGCUCUUAACUACAAAAUCAUUAAUGGAUUCCAUUUUCGUAACCAGUUUGACUGAUUUCAAAUAUAAUUCAUUUGAUACCCAAUUUUUAUUAAUAAUAGAAAUGAUCUUAAUAUAGUUUUAAACGUUUUCUAAAAUCUUCGAUUCCCCUAUUCUGAUUUGAAUUAACUCUUUUAUUAAUUAAAAGCUUCAAAUAAAAAUGAAACUAGAUUUUUGAAAUCCACUGACAUAAUCAAAAAAGUAAUUUUUUGUCAUAUUUAAUGAUAAUAUUUGGGACAGGUUUUAAUGCUAAAAUUAUAUUCGGAUGAGAAUUUUGUGAAAUUUUAGUUUGUCUUGUGUUACUAAUUCGAUUCUCAUAGAAUCUUAUUUAGAUGAUAAGCUGAAAAUGGUACAAAUUUAAUUGAGAUUUUCUUACCAAUUUUAUAUUUGCGAUAUUUAAUCUUUUUGUCGGCUAUAAAUUAUUCUUGUAAUGUCUGAAAAAUUAAACUGGAAUUAUCUAGGAAUUAUGUGUUUCUUACUCCGAUGAUACUUCAAAUAAAUAAUUCAACUAAACUUCAACGGCUUAUAACAUUUGUUAGUUACCAGUGCUAGUUACAAACAAAUCAAUUAUAUUAUUAAAAUCAAGAGUUUUCAAUGACGUUGAACUGAUGUCUUCCUUUUGAUACAUUUUACAAUUUAGUUGGAUAAGAAUGAAAAUUAUAUUCUAGAUUAAUAUUUAUCAUUGUUUUACGAUUGUGUUUAAUUGUCAAAUUUGUUUUACAGAUACUUCAAAUUCGUAUUUUCAAGGUUUAUUUUUAUGAAGUUGGAACUGUGUGGUGUACCAUUUGGACCAAAGUGUUUUGUAAUCAUGAAGUCUAUAAAAGUUUGAGAAGGCUCAUAAAAUGAGCCAAAAGAUAAGUAAAAAUUCAUAACAAUGGAUUUAUGUGAAUUAUUGAAUUUUACCAUCUAUGUGAAGGAUCAUGAUGGUCUUUUUGUUUGAUUGUUUAUCCAGGGUCGAUUUUUAUUUAUUUUUUUGAGUUUUUUAUGAGAAUAAUCAUACAAAAGAGGCAUGAUUCAUUUUCACGUCUUUUAAACUUCCAAUAUUAUACAUAACUUCCAAUAUUAAUAUCAUACUAAAUGGUUUGACUUGAAUUACUCCAAAGUGUAGACCUACUAUUGUUCUUGUGAGUCAUUCUAGCUCAUGAAUUGUGUUUUCAUUUUAUUGUGUAUUUUAUAGGUACCAUCAGUCUUAUUCAAACAUAGCUAAGCAAGGUUUGAACAUUCUAUGACUUGAACCAAACAAUAUUUCAUUCCAUUAUGUUGCCCAAAAAUAAUGUUUAUGUGUAAUCCUUGAAUUAUACUUUGAUGUUUUCUUUCCAGGUUGAUUUUAUUUUGUAGAAUGUUGAUGUAAAACAAAAAAAAAGAAAAAUAAUAAAUGUUUUGUAAAUAA
Messenger RNA from Nilaparvata lugens (brown planthopper), 9109 nucleotides. RefSeq lists its product as uncharacterized. Gene Ontology annotation, cellular component: membrane. The transcript has 26 exons. The coding region runs from base 183 to 4970 and encodes 1595 amino acids. NCBI's taxonomy places the organism in Eukaryota, Metazoa, Arthropoda, Insecta, Hemiptera, Delphacidae. The record is from RefSeq and is a predicted model, not a curated record.